This is a messenger RNA of Saimiri boliviensis boliviensis (Bolivian squirrel monkey), 1768 nucleotides long. RefSeq names its product leucine rich single-pass membrane protein 2 (gene LSMEM2). The record is from RefSeq and is a predicted model, not a curated record. NCBI's taxonomy places the organism in Eukaryota, Metazoa, Chordata, Mammalia, Primates, Cebidae.
AAAAAAAAAAAAAAAAAAAACUGGGUGAUGUGGAGAAGCAUGUGAGCAGAAGGCCUCACUGAAGGGGUGACAUUUGAGCUCCAUGACAAGGAGGAGCCAGCCAUAGACUAUCUGGGGGCAGAGCAUUCCAGAAGGGAACAGCCACUGACAAGGCCCUGAGGUGGGAACAAGCUUGCUGACUUUGAGGAACAUCAGUGAGGCCAGUGUGUGACAGGUUUGGAGUGUGUGGGAAGUAGAGCCCACACUCUUGCUUUGCCCCCAUUGGGAAGAAGGGCCACAGGGAUCCAACCACAGGGAAGGCUGGAAGCUGGACCACCUCCCUGCUUCGAGGUAAGCGGUGAUGCGCAUCCUUACAUGACCUUACCGAACGUGUCUACCCUUGUGGAGAUGGGAGCGGGGGAGGACCAAAACCGUGCAUUGCGCUACAUGCUCCAGAUGUGGUUCUCAGUGUACACUGCCAGGGAGAAGCCAUUGUUAUUCUCACUUUACACAGCAAACUGAGUUCAGAGAGGGGAGAUCCUUUACCUAAGGUUGUAAGCUUAGUAACAGAUGAACCAGCCUCCAGCCUAGGUCCACCCACUGGCCAGCAUGGGUGCUGUGUGUGUAUCUGCCCACUUGUGAGGCUAUUAGAGCCCUCAUGGCAUCAGGCUCCAGUUGUCCAUCACCCUCUAUAUAAGACACACACAAUAGCACUGUGUGCUAGCAAGUCAUGCGGUGGAGGCUGCUUGUCUCGUGUUUGCUGGGAGGAGAGAUGACUGGGCUAUGGGUAGGGGUCUGCAGGGUGGAGGGGUGGCCGAGUAGAGAUGCACAGGGGUCCCUUGUAUGUCUUGCCUGACACGUGGGGCCUUGCUGAGCCUGGGGGCUCAUUCUGGGUGUAUGGAAGAGGUGUGGUUUGCCUUGAAGGUCCCUGGGCACCUGGACUAGUGGAGGCAGGCUCCUGGCUGGCUCCCUCUCCAGGUAGAUAGUUCAGGCAGGCCCACGUGGAUCACUCCACCCCUUCCCAUGGCUAAGGGCUGCCCCCUCUAAAUAUAGCCCUUUGGGUUGAGCUCAGGCCUAUUUUAGGCCAAGUCUGGGAGGCAGCCAGGCCUUCCCCAGGCUCUCAAAGGAGCCACUGCUGUCUUUGUCCAGUCCUGCUACUGGAUGCCAUCAUCGGCCCCUGACUGCCCACUGCUUGCCAUGCCCGAGGAGACCCAAGAAGACUCCAUGGCGCCAAUGAUGCCCAGCCAGAGGAGCAGCAGGGCACUGGCCCCCAACCACGUGCAGGAGGUGCGCCUGCACCGUGUGGAGUCCAUCAGCGACCUGCACAGCGGAGGCACAUUGCGCCCGUAUCUGACUGAAGAGGCACGGCCAUGGGAUGAGCUGCUGGACGUUUUGCCGCCGUCGCUGUGUGCCCAGGCUGGCUGCAGUCCUGUGUACAGACGAGGGUUCCUGCUGUUGAUCACACUGCUGGUGCUCACCUGCCUGGCACUCGCACUCCUGGCUGUCUACCUGAGCGUGCUGCAGAGUGAAUCCCUACGUAUCCUGGCACACACGCUGCACACGCAGGAGGAGACACUACUCAAACUCCGCUUGGCCAGCCUCAGCCAGCUUCGGAGGCUCAACUCCAGUGAGGCCCAAGCAGCACCCAGCUGAUGCCACUUGGAUCUGGGGCCUGGGGGUGUGUGUUGGGAGGAAUAAAGUGGCUAUGGGCAGGUCUCUCCUUCCUUACUGCUGGCUGCCACAUCUACAUUAUUUCCUUGGUGAGAUUUUUUAUAAGAACCUGAUAUCG